Molecule: messenger RNA, 8223 nt
Organism: Cercocebus atys (sooty mangabey)
Lineage: Eukaryota; Metazoa; Chordata; Mammalia; Primates; Cercopithecidae
Gene: NCBP3
Product: chromosome unknown open reading frame, human C17orf85
Exons: 13
Coding region: 26-1885 (619 amino acids)
Cellular component (GO): cytosol; nucleus
Molecular function (GO): mRNA binding; RNA 7-methylguanosine cap binding
Source: RefSeq, a predicted model, not a curated record
UCGGUGGUGCGGCCGGCAGGCAGCUAUGGCGGCCGUACGGGGCCUGCGGGUGUCGGUGAAGGCGGAGGCCCCGGCGGGGCCAGACCUGGGGCUCCCGUCCCCUGAGGCGGAGUCGGGUGUUGACCGUGGCGAGCCGGAGCCCAUGGAGGUGGAGGAGGGCGAGCUGGAAAUCGUGCCCGUGCGGCGCUCGCUCAAGGAACUGAUCCCGGACACGAGCAGAAGAUACGAAAACAAGGCUGGCAGCUUCAUCACUGGAAUUGAUGUCACCUCCAAGGAAGCAAUUGAAAAGAAAGAGCAGCGAGCCAAGCGCUUCCAUUUUCGAUCAGAAGUAAAUCUUGCCCAAAGAAAUGUAGCCUUGGACCGAGACAUGAUGAAGAAAGCAAUUCCCAAAGUGAGACUGGAGACAAUCUAUAUUUGCGGAGUAGAUGAGAUGAGCACCCAAGAUGUCUUUUCCUAUUUUAAAGAAUAUCCUCCAGCUCACAUCGAAUGGUUGGAUGAUACCUCCUGUAAUGUAGUUUGGCUGGAUGAAAUGACAGCCACACGAGCACUUAUCAAUAUGAGCUCCCUGCCUGCCCAGGAUAAGAUAAGAAGCAGGGAUGCCAGUGAGGACAAGUCAGCCGAGAAAAGGAAAAAAGACAAGCAGGAGGACAGUUCAGAGGAUGAUGAAGCUGAAGAAGGAGAGGUUGAAGAUGAGAAUUCCAGUGAUGUGGAGUUGGACACGUUGUCUCAGGUAGAAGAGGAGUCUUUGUUAAGAAACGAUCUUCGUCCAGCUAACAAACUUGCUAAAGGAAACAGGUUAUUCAUGAGAUUUGCUACAAAAGAUGACAAAAAGGAGCUUGGAGCAGCCAGAAGAAGUCAGUAUUACAUGAAAUAUGGGAAUCCAAAUUACGGAGGCAUGAAAGGAAUUCUUAGCAAUUCAUGGAAGCGAAGAUAUCAUUCCCGUCGUAUUCAGCGGGACGUGAUCAAGAAGAGAGCCCUGAUUGGGGAUGACGUUGGCUUGACGUCGUAUAAACAUCGGCAUUCUGGGCUAGUGAAUGUUCCCGAGGAACCCAUUGAAGAGGAGGAAGAGGAGGAGGAGGAAGAGGAAGAGGAGGAAGAAGACCAGGACAUGGAUGCAGAUGACAGAGUGGUGGUAGAGUACCACGAGGAGCUCCCGGCUCUCAAGCCGCCCCGGGAGCGGAGUGCGUCUAGACGAUCCAGUGCCAGCAGCUCAGACUCAGAUGAAAUGGACUAUGAUCUAGAACUCAAAAUGAUUUCCACCCCUUCACCAAAGAAAAGCAUGAAAAUGACUAUGUAUGCUGAUGAAGUGGAGUCUCAGUUGAAAAGUAUUAGGAACUCCAUGAGGGCAGAUAGUGUAUCUUCAAGCAAUAUCAAAAACCGAAUUGGUAACAAAUUACCACCUGAGAAAUUUGCAGAUGUCCGACAUCUAUUAGAUGAGAAGCGUCAGCACUCCCGUCCACGGCCACCAGUCAGCAGUACUAAAUCAGAUAUACGCCAGCGAUUAGGAAAAAGACCGUAUUCUCCGGAAAAGGCUUUUAGUAGUAACCCAGUCGUUCGGAGAGAGCCCUCUUCUGAUGUGCACAGUAGGCUCGGUGUUCCCAGGCAAGAUAUUAAAGGUCUCUACGCCGAUACUCGGGAGAAGAAAUCAGGUAAUUUAUGGACUCGCCUAGGAUCUGCACCCAAGACCAAAGAAAAGAAUACGAAGAAAGUGGAUCACAGGGCACCUGGCGCUGAGGAAGACGACUCCGAGCUGCAAAGGGCGUGGGGGGCUCUGAUUAAGGAGAAAGAGCAGUCUCGCCAAAAGAAGAGCCGGUUAGAUAACUUACCAUCUCUCCAGAUUGAAGUUAGUCGGGAAAGCAGCUCUGGUUCAGAGGCAGAGUCCUGAUGCCCCUGGGGCCUCUGGCAACUGCCCUAAAACCUGACCUUCUUGCACAGGGUGGGGCGCGCAGUAGGAACCUCCCCCGCAGGGGCUGGCGCCCUCUCGCUCCUGCUCACACAGUCACCCUCUCAGCUCUUGCUACUUCGGCAAGACGUCUGAAGAAUGGGACACAUUUUCAAGGGCGUCUCUGUCUUUCGCUGCAGAGUCGUAGUUCUGGGCCCUCGAUUCCUUUCCCAUCACCCCACAGGCUUUACCCUUUGAGAAAAAGGCAGCCCUCCAGAUUUUGUAGACAUUUUUCUUAAUAUUUUUAACAUUGUGUCUUUUAAAAGAAAUGUUUUACACAGUUCAUCCAAAGAGCAGAGAACUGAACUUCUCACUAUUGCCUUGGCCCUGACAGCUGUUACCAGCACCCUUUUCCCAAGAAAAGUCAAUUCCCAGGUGCUUAUUGGACAUCCUUCGAGGGGGAAGAGGAGGGAAGCGGCCAGCUCACCCUUCCGGGGCCCUAGUGUGGGGGCGAAUCUCACCGACCUGACCUCAGAGGUGCACCAGUGCCGCCCAGGUAGAUAAGAGCUGCAGCAUUGACUGUGCUUCCGUUCUUCCCUCGGGGAUUGCUCAUGUCAUGGGCCUCUUACUUGCUGUCAGCUUGAUGUGAAGAUCAAGUUCAGUGCUGUGGGAUUUUUAGGAACAAAAAACUGUGACGUCUGGAUUUGGGGUUGAUUUUUGUGCUGGGGGUGGGAUUAUGGGUUAAUGUUAAAGAAUUUUUAAGUCUGUAUUAUGUUUAAACACAAAUGAUUUGAAAGUUUAAAUUUUUAAUUUUUAUAUGUGGAAAUUCUUCCUGUUGGCUAAAGGGGAAGCUCGAGUGGUGUCUUCUUUUGUGCUGUUAAAUAUAUAUUCUAUUCUUUGGAAGAAGGCAGAGAGAGGAGUCUUAUUAUUUUUAAAUGCUUCUAGUUGUAGAGCCUGUCUGUUGUACAUAGAGUUCAGCUUGCUUUUUGGCUCCAGUAGGAAAAAAAUCCAUCCAUCUGAGAUGGGUCCUGUUGUUUAUUAUCACUCUAGAAGUUAAUACAUUGAUAUUUAUUCUUUCUGUCCCCAAGUUGUGGCACCUGAAAACAUCUUAAAACUUGGCAGAAAAGAUAAUAGUUAUGAAAAUUUUAGUUCAUUUAUUUUUAAACUCCUUUCAGAUUAUUUUACCAUUAGGAGGAGGUAGAUUGUUUCUUCUUGCUGUCUGAUUUUUGUUUUGUAGUAUUUAAUUUUGUAUUCCCCUGCAGUUUUGAGAAACAGUGUUUCGCUUCGGUUUGCUGGAACAUGGGAGUUAGAGCUGGUCGUAAGCCGUGGUCCUUUUUGCGAUGUCACAACUCUUCACCUGCCUGGGCUGUUCCGCACACAGUGCAGCCUGGAUCCUGGCAAUCUGUACUUGUGGCCGAGCUAAUGGUCACAUUGAUAGUUGAUUACACUGUGGCACGAAUGAAUGCAGAACACUGUUAUUAAUAAAGGAAGUAAAAGGGCUGCAAGAUUUGAGAGCUGCAACAAAAACCGUAUUGUCCCAUAUUUUGUUGAUUAACCUGCUUUUUCUCCCUCCCUUUAGAGUAUUAGAGCAUAUAACUGUGAUAUAUUUCAGCUUCCUGAUAAGAUUCUAGGAGAGAGAUGGUUCUGGUUUCUCCGCCAGUUGAGACUUAAGGCAUCUGAGAUUCCUCAGCUUUCCUUUCCCUGUGAAGCACACGGCUGAGAGCCAGGUUCUUAAGAAGGGUCAGGGGUUGGGGAGUUGGUAGAGUGAGAAGUGCGGGGGUCUGAGAAUCAGAGACCUGGAUGCCAACCCCUGGCUCUGCUCCAUGGACCUGGGCCUCAGUUUUCCCAUGUAGCAGUUGAGUGAGCUGGUACCAGAAUUCCUGGCUUUGUUGGUGCGUCUCAGUGGCGAUUUAUUCUUCCCAAGCUGUGAUGGCGGUGCGCUGGCCUGCAUGAAUUUCUGUUGCAGGUGGCUGGAGGAAGCGCCGAGGAGACAACUGAGAGCGAGCGUGAGGUGUGGACAGGGGCUUUUCCCAUCCCAGCAGUCUCUCGUUCUGCAACGGGGCAGAGAUGUCUUGUGGUCAGGGUCCCAGCUGGCAUGGCCUCUGCAGGGUUUAGAAUAUGCCCCUUCACAGACUUUGCUUUUGGUUUUCCACCAGCAGCUCAGGCCCAUUUGUUCCAUGGCCUUUCAGCACUCACCAGUCUCUUGCUGGAGAUCAGCAAAGACAUUCUGGAAGGAGGUGGUGUGCAGUCAAAACUGGGUCUUUGAUCUAACCAAGAAAAAUACACACUUGAGUAGCCUUCAGUUUUCACAGACACACAGAGAGAACCCGGAAAGGCAGGUUUGACGAUUUUACUUCUCGGAGUUACUGGCCUCAUUAGCCUCUCUAACCCUUCAGCCCACUCUCAGUCACUCAGAUCUUGCAACAUCUUGAGUGUGUCCUGAAUGACGAGGCCUUUUCUUUGGCGUUUAGGAGUGAGAAUGGAUAGUCAGGACAGGCCUCUGGCAGGCAGCUGGGCGUGCUUUUACCCUGGACGCUCCCCACACAUGUGGGCACAGGGCUACCCACUUUGUGUAUUCCUCUUAGUCUCAUAGGUAGGAGAUUUUAAAUCCAUGUUUGCUGCUUGAUGGUAAUUGCAGAUACCUCAUUUGUUUCCCACUCUCCUCUCUGGAGAGUUACCAGGUACCCAGGAGAACUUGUGGCGUCCACCGCAGGAUGGAGUCUCCUUCUCUGGCCCCCUUGUAGUCUGAUCCUGUGAACCCCUCCCCGUACUUCAGCCACUGUCCUUUCCAGCUGCAUUUGUACAGCAGCCUCUUCACUGGUCUCUGCCCUUUCUCCGUUCUGCACACCGCAGCCGGGAUGAACCUUUGUUGUUGUUACCAGCUUAAUUAAGAUAUAAUUUGCAUACAGUUCAGCCAUUAAAAGUGUACACUUCAGUCGCUUUCAGUAUAUUUACAGAGUUGUGCACCAGGACUGCAAUCAAUUUUAAAACAUUUUUAUCACCCAGAGAAACCCUGAGCCCAUUAGCAGCGCUCCCUAUUCCCUCUUCCCUCUUAGCCUCUUAAGAUGAGUCACCACUGAUCUUCCUUCUCUCUCUGUGGAUUUGCCUGUUCUGGACAGUUCGUAUAAAUGGGAUCAUAUACUAUGUGUCUAUUUGUGACUGGCUUCUUCACAUAUUUUUGGGGUUCACCCAUGUCACAUAGCAUGUAUCAGUAUUUCGUUUUCAAAAAUUAACGAAUAAUAGUCCAUUUUAUGGGUACGCCACAUUUUUUUAAUCCACUUAUUGGUUAAUGGGCAUUUGAGUUGUUUCUACUUUUGGGAUAUAUAUAUUAUAUAUAUAUAUUUUUUAUUUCUUUAUUUAUUUUUGAGACAGGGUUUCGCUCUUGUUGCCCAGGCUGUAAUGCACGAUCUCAGCUCACUGCAACCUCCGCCUCCGGGGUUCAAGCGAUUCUCCUGCCUCAGCCUCCAGAGUGGCUGGGAUUACAGGCACGUGCCACCACGCCUGGCUAACUUUUUGUAUUUUUAGUAGAGACGGGGUUUCACCAUGUUGGUCAGGCUGGUCUUGAACUCCUGACCUCAGGUGAUCUGCCUACCUCGUCCUCCCAAAGUGCUGGGAUUACAGAUGUGAGCCACCACACCUGGCCCUACUUUUUGGCUAUGAUGAAUAAUGUUGCUAUGAACAUUCCCAUACAAGUUUUUGCAUGGACAGGUGUUUUCAUGACUCUUGGGUUUAUGCCUAGGAGUGGAGUGGCUGGGUCCUGAUCACCUUUAACCUGUGGAGGAGGCGCCAGGAGGCUUUUCCAGGCGGUGGUGUCAUUAUCCAUUGUCCAUUCCCACCAGCGAUGUGUGAGGACUCCGGGUUCUCCACAUCUCCACCAAUACUCACUGUUUUCUGCUGUGAAGUGGUACCUCAUUGUAGUUCUUUAUUUUUAUUUUUUCUUUUUAAAAUACAUUUUGUACAGAUGGGGUCUCGUUAUGUUGCCCAGGCUGGUCUCACACUCGUGGCCUUGAGUCAUCCUCCUGCCUCGCCCUCCCAAAGUGCUGGGAUUACAGGCAUGAGCCACCACGCCCGGCCCUCAUUGCGGUUUUUGAUUUGUAUUUCCCUAGUGACUGAUGAUGUUGGGCACCUUUUCACAUGCUUCAGGAUGAACUUUCUUAAAUAUAAAUCUGCUUCGAUUAUUCUUCUGCGUGAAACUUUUCCAAAGCUUCACUAUUGCACUGAGAAGAAAUUCCACACUCCCGACCGCAUGAGCCCAGGAAUUCAAGGCUGCAGUGAGCUAUGAUUAAGCCACUGCACUCCAGCCUGGGCAGCAGAGCGAGACCUGUCUCAAAAAAUACGUACACACAUCAAUUUCCCCCUUUUUGACAGCUUUUUAUAAGGCUCACCAAGGUCUGUCCUCUGGCAGUGUCCCUGGCCUGUUCUCCCCAUCUCCCCUGCCCUCUGCUCACCAGUUCCCUGAAUGCAUCUCGAUCUCACUAGCCCUACAGACCGUGCACAGAACUGUUUCUACCUCCAGCGAAAUACUUCCCCCCAGGCUUCUCCCCCUCCCACCUCAAUGUUCCGCUCGCCAACUUAGGGUCUUAGGGGCCCUCCCAGGAGGCAAUCCCCAGCUUCCAGAGCCAGGGUCUAGGCUCCUUCUCUGUGUCCCAUGGCGCUGCCACAGAAGAGUCUUGGCUCUCUCCAGCAUUCAGUUCUAAGGUCAGUGUCUAAGGUGAAAAUGGAGGGUAACUGAAAUUCCUCUUAGAAAUCUAAGGAAGGUGCCAUAUUGAAGACCAACAUCUUGAGGUCCCAUGUAGUCAUUUCUUGCCCAUGUGGGAACAGAUUACUGUUUGGUUGAGCACCAGGUGAAGUGAUUGGUCUGCAGUUAGGGCUGAGUUGUGCAAAAACCACUUGUUUUUAGGUGUUAGAAGCACACUUAGGCGAGAAGGUCACUUCUGGGGAGCUUGGGAACCGAGGCAGGCCGCAGGGGCAGCAGAGGCGUGAGCUUGCCCACGCCCGCCCUGCUGUCUGCACCCACGGAGUGAAGGAGGGGCCAGCGGAAUGGCCCAAACAACGGAUUUGUUUUUCUUUUUUACAAAGUUUUUCAGACACAUACCAUUGUGUUUAAGUGAAAUGUGUGUAUAAUGCCCAGUCACUGUACCCUGUAACCCCGCACACCUCUACACUGGACUGUAAUAUCUUGUUCCGAGUUUGUCUUGCUAGACUGUAAGCUCCGUGCGAGCAGGGACCAUGUCUGCUUGUUCACUGGGCUUUCCCCGGUGCCUGCCAGCGUGCCUGGCAUCCAGCAGGUCUUGUGUAAAGAUGGGAUGAAUCUGUAAAACCCUCCAGCCUCAGGAAUGGCUCCAUCCUCUGAGGCUCUGGGGCCCACUGACAGGCUAGUCAUUUUUCUGCCAUGUGCGUACAAUGCUUUAUUUUCAUGUUGUAUUUUCCUUUCUAGCCGGUAAGCAAGCUCCUGAUGAGCCAGGUUCUUUGUGGUGGUGUCUCUGUAUCCUUUCGUCAGGCCAGCCCAGAGUGAGCAGUGCUGCGAAAGUGUUUGGUAACUGAAUGAAUUGUGGUAACGCAGCCCAGCUCCGGCAUGACUGUCUGCAGGUUAGUCUGAUUCUAGAUGAGAGCCCCAGCUUCGAAAAAGGGACGAUUAAUUAUUCAGAGGUGCAUAUGCUUGUAUAAGAAAAAAAAAUCUCAUUAAAUAGACCUGAGUAAAGUUCAAAUUUUAAUGAUACGGCCAUGUCGGAGCUGAAGCUGACCCAGCUCUCUAAAGCGUUUGCUAGGGAAUCAUGCAGAUAGUCCAAAAUGUUUUUUAGAAAAGGAUUCAUCUGUCCCAGGAUAGACGUAGAGGAAGCUGGCAGGCAGGCAGUAGGCCCCAAAGAAGGACGGCUGAGCCAGUUCUGAAGCCUGUGGUCCUGUUGGUGAGGAAGGUAACAGCCGUCCAGAGCAGGUGAAAAGAACAGAACUCAUUCCUGCAGUGGCUCUUUUGCCUAAAGCAGCAUUCCUCAAACUUCUCACUCGAAGCAUUAAGUGAUGGUGAGAUGCUAACACGCACUUUAGAUUUAAGUCAAAAUUUGCUGUGAAGCCACGGCAAACUCUGGCUUCACGGGUGAAUUAGUUGCUACACAAAUAAGUUUGAUACCUAAGUACAGUAAUUGCUUUUCAACCUUAUAAUAACAAGAAGUUAAUAAUCAGAAGUUAAACCAUGUUUUUUUCUUUUACGAACUAAAAGAAGAGAAUGCUUUUGAUACUGAGAAUGGCACACUUGCGUCAAACCAGAUUGUUACUGCAUCACCAGACCCGCAAUAAAUAUCUAGAACUUUUCUUACGUGUUUAUAAAAUAAAUCUUAGAAGAA